AUGGUAAUUUCUAUUAUAAAACUUAUACCUAAACCUAAAGAUAAUACGAUAUCAUUAUUCCAAACAGUAAAGGUGGGUUCAUCUAUCAUUAAAGUGGAGAAGAUAGCAGAUGUUUCUAAUGCUACUAUUAUUGAUCGUGAGACUACUGAAUUUUUGGAGAAUAAACCAAAGAAGACUUUAGAAGAGAUGCAGUCUCUGGACCAGCAUUAUAUUGUGGAUUGUUAUGGGAUUAUACCCGAAUUACUAACUGAAGAAUUCAUCUCAAA
This is a messenger RNA of Funneliformis geosporum, 266 nucleotides long. NCBI's taxonomy places the organism in Eukaryota, Fungi, Glomeromycota, Glomeromycetes, Glomerales, Glomeraceae. The record is from the annotation of a GenBank genome assembly.